This is a messenger RNA of Puccinia triticina, 3321 nucleotides long. RefSeq lists its product as uncharacterized. Gene Ontology annotation, molecular function: calcium-activated cation channel activity. The record is from RefSeq and is a predicted model, not a curated record. The coding region runs from base 1 to 3321 and encodes 1106 amino acids. Gene Ontology annotation, cellular component: plasma membrane. The transcript is spliced from 12 exons. NCBI's taxonomy places the organism in Eukaryota, Fungi, Basidiomycota, Pucciniomycetes, Pucciniales, Pucciniaceae.
AUGGCACCUCCUACCAGUUCCUUCAAAGCCGCAAGCACAAAAUCCACCUCAACCUUCAUCUCGGCCUUGAUCAUCUCAGCAAGUGUCGCUGGAAUUCAAGUCGCCGCAUUUCUCAUCCUCAGAACCAGCAUUAGAAAAAUAUACGCCCCCCGCACAUAUCUUCCCAUCCCUUCCAAACGAGCACAGCCCGUCUCAGUCACACCAUGGGGAUGGCUCCUCCCUACGCUCACGUCCCCCUCAAAGUCGAUGAUCCCAACCGCCGGCCUCGACGCCUACAUGUACAUCCGCUUUCUGAGGAUGAUGAUAUUCAUCUUCGCCCCAACCUCUUGUCUGGUCGCGGUCGUCUUAUUGCCGCUCAACUCGGUGGGUACCAGUGUCUCCACCACCGGUCUCAACAGCUUUGCCUUCGGAAACAUCCCCGCAAACCAACAGAUACGAUACGUCGGCCAUCUGCUAUGCGCGUACGCAAUCACUAUAUGGACCGUGUUCCUGAUCCAAAAUGAGAUGUCCGAGUAUAUCCAAGUCCGUCAACGAUAUCUAACACGCCAGAGCCAUCUUGACCUGCCCCAAUCGCGCACCGUCCUGGUGACCGGCGUGCCGAAGAGCUUCCUAUCCUCGGAAGUGCUCAACUCACUCACAGCCCGGCUGCCCGGCGGAAUCAAGCGAGUCUGGAUCUCGCGGGCACUCAACGACCUCCCGGAGAUCUACAAGAAGAGACUCGAAUGCGUGUCGAUGCUGGAGUCCGCCGAGACGACGCUGGUGAAGAAAGCCAUCAAGCAGCACAGAUCCAUGCUCGCCUCGUCCCCCGACGGCUCCCACUCGAUCCCGCCCGAAGCCAUCAAGCGCGCCCGGUCGAAGGAGCACAGCGUGGCCGAGGAGCACGACCCCGUCGACCAGUUCGUCCGCCGCAAGUCGAGACCCAGCCAUCGGCUCGGCUUCCUCGGCCUCUUCGGAAAGAAAGUCGACACCAUCGACUACUGCAAGGACGAGAUCGUCAAGCUCACCAAUCAGCUCGAAGAGGCCCGCACCAAAAUCGACCAGCACCACCCCCACAACUCCGCCUUCAUCGAGUUCAACGAAAUCCUCGCCGCCCAAAUCUUUUCCCAGAUAGUGCUCUACCAAAAACCUCUCCGUAUGGCCAAACGUUAUGUCGAUGCGGCACCACAAGACAUCAUCUGGGAUAACUUGAAUAUCAACCCAUACGAUGAGCGGGUUCGGAACAUGAUCUCAUGGGUCAUCACCUUGGGGCUUGUGAUUCUGUGGUCUUUCCCGGUGGCGUUCAUCGGUUCCUUGUCUAAUAUCACUUCCCUCUGCACAACUGUUCAUUGGCUUUCAUGGCUUUGUCAAAGUCACAACCAUCUCCAGGAUGUCAUCCAAGGUAUCCUUCCUCCGGUCCUCUUGGCCCUGAUCUUCUUGAUCCUACCCAUGCUUCUCCGCCUGAUUGGGCGAUACUCGGGUGUACCCCGGAUUUCUGAGAUCGAGCUGAUCCUCAUGACUCGCUACUACAUCUUCCUCGUCAUCCACGGUUUCGUCGUCACCACCCUCUCUUCCGGUCUCACAGCCGCCAUCCCUGAGCUUUCAAAGGACCCCUCAAAAGCAGUCACCAUCUUGACCGUCAACCUACCCAGGGCCUCGAUCUUCUUUAUGACAUAUAUGAUUACCACCUCUCUGACCAGCGCGUCUGGCGCACUCCUCCAGAUCUUCCCCCUAAUCAUCUACUACCUCAAGCUUUUCGUUCUCGCAUCAACUCCUCGCAGCGUAUUCGACGUUCGCUACGAAAUGGCCCAGCCGCAAUUCGGAACUUUGUUUCCGAACACAACACUCCUGGCGACCAUCGGACUUGCCUACAGUAUCACUGCGCCCAUCAUGUCGAUCCUGGCACUCUUUGCCUUCACCAUCUACUUCGUCGUCUACAAGUAUCUGUUUUUGUUUGUCUAUGACGUUCCGGCAGCACACGAAACUGGCGGACGGUUCUUUCCCCUGGCGAUGAACCAUGUAUUCAUCGGGCUCUACUUCUCACAGCUCUGUCUUACCGGUCUAUUCUUCCUCGCGCGCGACGUCUCAGACAAUGCCAGCUCGAUCCCACAAGCCGCGAUGAUGAUAGUCCUCUUCGUCCUCACCUGUUUCUCUCACGUACUCAUCCGCAACAGCUAUGCCCCGUUGACGAUGUUUGUGCCGCUGAACAUGCUCGAAGAGGAGGUAAUUUCGAAGACCAAAAAGCUCAAACAACAGACCCCAUCGGCCUCCGAGAAGCAGUCUCCGGCCGAUCGAGUGAGGUUUACAGAGGGAUCGGCUCAGAAGGACUGGUCCAGCCCAGCCUCAGACAACACCAACGAAACAUUUGUCCAGCGGUCUUGCUCAGAAGCUGAUAUGACCCAAAUGUCGAUCUCCAAGUUGGAUGGCCAAGAGUUCUGCCAGACUGUUCUGACCCCUAUUGGCGAAGACGCGGGCGAAUACCUGUCCCAUUCCCAGAGACCUCCGCUCGAAAACCAUGCAAACGCCGGUGGUCACAGUUGGGGAGAAGAAAACUUUGUGACUGAGCAGAGUCGGACUGCUUUCUUGCAUCCAGCUGUGUGGGAAAACACGCGCCCCGUCUGGAUCCCGGAGGACCCGAUCGGGGUCGCCAAGCUCGAAGUUUUGGACAUGAAGGCUCGCAAAAUCCCGGCGUCGUUGAAAGGCGCUGAAAUCACAUCCUCUGGAAAAGUCUUUGUUACUCGAUCGCCGCCGGAGAAUGCGGAAGUAAUCGAGUUAGAGCGCAACAAGGUCCAGGGUAUCUUUGCCUUACCCGGGGCGUUGGGAGGUGUAGCCCGGGCGGCGGGUGGGACGAUUGGCGGACGAGUGAUGCGGAGCGCGUCGGCGAGGACGAACCAGACGCAUGCGCGGAACCACUCGAGCUCGUCGAGCACACAGUCACUGACGAACGACGGCUCGGCGCCGCCGCCGGCGGUUCCCAAGCUUCCGCUGGGGAUCGACAGUCUCAAGACGGGCCUGUCGGCCCUCGGACGCAGGAAGACCCUCAGGCCGUCCCUUGAGGCCGACGAUAGUCGCUUCCUCAAGCACAUGAGCGACGUCCCUGAGGAAACUCCGACUACCGCCGUCAACCCCGGGUUCGGCUUCGAGCCGGGAGAGGACUCCCACGAGCUCCAUUGCUUCGACCACGUCGCCGCUGCCCCCAAUCAGUCCCACCUCCUCCUCCGCCCCACCGAACAAGCUGAUCACCACUUCCACUCCCGAGUCCAUUCGGCUGAAUCCUCGGCUGCUGGAUGCUCCUCUAGACCCGACACCAGUCCUUCCUUCGCCUAUCACCCAUCUGAUCGUUAA